UAUAGAUAUUGCAGACUGGAUCUUGACAUAUGUAUCCUAUCUCCAAUUGGAAUAAAUAAUUGAGGAAUGUGGAAAUUACAGAAUGCCCAACAGCGUUGGAAAGAGAUUUAAACCCACCAAAUACAUCCCGGUAUCUACUGCUGCCACUCUUCUUGUGGGAUCCACCACCUUAUUCUUCGUUUUUACGUGCCCCUGGUUGACCAAGGCGAUCUCCCCCGCUGUGCCUCUCUACAAUGGCGUCGUCUUCCUCUUUGUGCUGGCCAACUUCAGCAUGGCUACCUUCAUGGACCCUGGAGUCUUCCCCAGAGCGGAGGAGGACGAGGACAAGGACGAUGAUUUCCGGGCGCCUCUCUACAAGAACGUGGAGAUCAAGGGAAUUCAGGUCCGGAUGAAGUGGUGUGCCACCUGUCACUUCUACAGACCGCCCCGCUGCUCCCACUGCAGCGUGUGUGACAACUGCGUGGAGGACUUUGACCACCACUGCCCCUGGGUGAACAACUGCAUCGGACGCAGGAACUACCGUUACUUCUUCCUGUUCCUGCUGUCGCUAAGCAUCCACAUGGUCGGCGUGUUCUCCUUCGGCCUACUGUUCGUGCUGCACCACAUGGAGCGGCUGGGCACGCUGCACACUACCAUCACUCUGGUGGUGAUGUGUAUAGCAGGGCUCUUCUUCAUUCCAGUCAUGGGCCUGACAGGCUUCCAUAUGGUCCUUGUCGCCAGAGGUCGCACCACUAACGAACAGGUGACGGGCAAGUUCCGCGGAGGAGUAAAUCCCUUCACGCAGGGUUGCUGUGGCAACAUCAAGUAUGUCCUGUGUGCUCCCUUGGUGCCCAGGUACACAGGUGUGGACCCCAGGAAGAGGCCCCCUAUCUCCAUCCAGCCCCCCUUCAUCAGACCAGACAUCUCUGACAGGCAGAUCAGCAUCAAGGUCAGCGACAAUGGGAUCCACACCAGUAUCCUCCGGUCUAAAUCCAAGAUCAGUCUGGAUGGCCUGGCCUUGGAUGACAAAGGCCUAGACACCCAGCCCCCGCUGCCCCCCAAAGCAGACCGCUACAACCAGCUGAAGAGCCAGCUGACAUCCAGCGAAGAUCGUUCCCUAACUGGCAAGACCCACCCCUCCACCCCGGCCAUGUACAAGUACCGGCCCUCGUUCGGCACCAUCCCUAAAGUCCACUACAACUCGGCAGGGGAGACGAUUGUAAUGCCAGAUGACCACCGUAAUGCGUCAGCCAUCUUGGAGGAGGGCCGUUGCCACGUUGACUACCGCUCAGAGCCCAACCUGGACCUGCCUGACUACCACAAUGCCCCUCUCCACCGCACCUUCCAGUCCUCCCCACUGCAGCUGGACUCCUACCUCAUCAAGUCCCGCUCCCUCAGCCUGAAGCAGGCCCACCAGCGCAGGGACAAGGGCCAGCUGCCUACCCUGCAGCCCGAGACCGUCACCUCCACCCCUUACAAGAGCGUCUUCUCCCCCAACACACUGUCCAACCGCAACGGCAGCCUCUCCUACGACAGCCUGCUCAACCCCAGCAUUUCCCCAGCCGCAGAGGCAGAGUGCAUGGCCCACCCCGGUAUGCCCUCUAUGGGCUUCCACACACCCUACCUGCCAACCAAAAUGUGCCAUGUGCGGGGGCCUGAACUGCAGAGCCAGAGGCAGCAGGUCCCCCCUAGCUUCAGCCCCAUGUUGGGCUCCAGGGGGAUAGGGAUGAGCAUGAGCACGCAGUCCCCCCAGGACCGGGACCCGUCCCCGGUGCGCUACGACAACCUCUCCAAAACCAUCAUGGCAUCCAUCCAGGAGCGUAAGGAGAUGGAGGAGAAGGAGAAGCUGCUGCUGCACCACGGGGGACACUCCCAGGCCUAUAAUCAGGCUCAGGACUCAGGCAUGUUUGACAGCCCUGGAGGUUACGGCCUGCCUCCUAGCGCCUGCUACCCAGAUGGGCCCCGGGGCCCUAGCUCCAAAGGCCCCACACCCCCGGCCUAUGGAGGCUCCAGGGACAACCUGAUGGGGGUGGUGAGCUACGGGCCACGGACCCCCGUGCUGCGCUCCUCUGGUGGCUCCUCUCUGGUACGUGCCCCCAGGACUUCCUCCAGCUCCUUGCACACUGACAGCAGCAUGCAGGGAGGAAGGGCCUCCGAGCCCUCCUACCGCUCCCCAGCCCACCAGCCCCACCACUCCCCCGCCAUGCCCCAAUCCCCCUCCUACACCCACCAGAAACUCUCCUUUAUCCAUGCCCUGGAGAGGACAGACUCACCCCGCCUGGGUGGCCCAAGAGAGGCCAUGAUGCAAAGUAAAGUGAAUGGGCAAACGGACUGCCAUCUAGGGCCCAACAGCUCCAGUGCCCAGGGCAACCCUCUCAGCCCUAGCCGCCACAGUAAUGUCAAAAAGGUGACCGGGGUGGGUGGCACCACCUAUGAGAUAUCUGUGUGA
This is a messenger RNA of Salvelinus namaycush (lake trout), 2428 nucleotides long. RefSeq names its product zinc finger DHHC-type palmitoyltransferase 8b (gene zdhhc8b). Gene Ontology annotation, biological process: protein palmitoylation. The coding region runs from base 83 to 2428 and encodes 781 amino acids. The transcript is spliced from 11 exons. The record is from RefSeq and is a predicted model, not a curated record. Gene Ontology annotation, molecular function: palmitoyltransferase activity. Lineage: Eukaryota; Metazoa; Chordata; Actinopteri; Salmoniformes; Salmonidae.